Hyla sarda is the source of this 1843-nucleotide messenger RNA. RefSeq names its product alkB homolog 3, alpha-ketoglutarate dependent dioxygenase (gene ALKBH3). Gene Ontology annotation, cellular component: nucleus. The record is from RefSeq and is a predicted model, not a curated record. Gene Ontology annotation, biological process: DNA repair; DNA alkylation repair. The transcript is spliced from 10 exons. NCBI's taxonomy places the organism in Eukaryota, Metazoa, Chordata, Amphibia, Anura, Hylidae. Gene Ontology annotation, molecular function: dioxygenase activity. Bases 162 to 1001 code for a protein of 279 amino acids.
CCCAUAAUCCUGUGCAGGAUGAGAGCUGGAAGCUGACUAGUUGCUAUGAGCAACUGCUUACUGACUAUAAGGAACUUAUAACGAGACCAGUAUAGUCCAGGGUGCCUCCAGCUGUAGCAAGACUACAAAUCCCAGCAUGCCCAGACAGUACGAUCACUGUGAUGAGUCUUGACCACGGGAGGAUGGACGACAAGAGACGUCGGGCACGAGUGCAGGGGGCGUGGGCAGGACCCGCUAAGAGUGCCCCUCGCCCUGCAUCUCAUCCUGUGGCUGCCAAUCCCCAGCGCUGGGCGAGUGACCAGGACAAGCACUUUGUAUAUAAAGAACCAGCAGAGGUAAAUCGGAAGGUCCCAGAGCCCCGCGUUAUUGAGAAGGACGGCAGCUAUGAUAUCAGUAUAUCUCCAUCGGGGGUGUCCAGACUGAGACUCUUCCCCCAGUUCAUUGACCCCAGAGAAGCCGACUGGAUGUUUGAGCAGCUACAAAGAGAGAUUCCCUGGAGGCAGAAAACCAAUAUUGGGCCAGACGGACCCUACCAGGAGCCGCGACUAACCUGCUGGUACGGGGAGGUCCCCUACACUUACUCCCGUUCCACAAUGCAGGCCAACUCUCAUUGGCACCCCCUGCUGACCAUGCUGAAAGACCGUAUAGAGUUGGUGACCGGCUACACCUUCAACUCCCUGCUCUGCAACCUCUACAGACACGACAAGGACAGCAUAGACUGGCACAGCGACGACGAGCCCGACCUGGGCAAGAAUCCCGUCAUCGCCUCUCUGAGCUUCGGGGACACCCGCGUGUUCCAGAUGAGGAAGAAGCCGCCACCUGAGGAGCACGGAGAUUACACGUAUGUAGAACGCGUGCAUGUACCACUGGACCAUGGAAGCCUCCUGCUUAUGGAAGGGACAACACAAGAGGACUGGCAGCACCGUGUGCCGAAAGAAUACCACGACCGGCGCCCCCGGAUCAACCUAACGUUCCGGACAAUGCUCCCAGAAAGAAAGUGAUAGGAAGGUCUGCCCUGCCAAGAGGAUUGUCUGAGGACCUCUCUGAAUUGGUUUUCCUACUAUAUUGUGAUUUAUCAGAAAUCUACUGGAAUAUUUAAGUUUGUGUUUGUAUAAUUGUUCUGAAUUAGAGAGGAAUGGUUUACAAAUGUGUGUGUAUAUAUUAUUCAUACUCCAGAGCUGCACUCACUAUUCUGCUGGUAGGGUCACUGUGUACAUACAUUACAUUACUUAUCCUGUACUGAUCCUGAGUUAUAUCCUGUACUGAUCCUGAGUUAUAUCCUUUAUUAUACUCCAGAGCUGUACUCACUAUUCUGCUGGUGGGGUCACUGUGUACAUACAUUACAUUACUUAUCCUGUACUGAUCCUGAGUUAUAUCCUGUACUGAUCCUGAGUUAUAUCCUUUAUUAUACUCCAGAGCUGUACUCACUAUUCUGCUGGUGGGGUCACUGUGUACAUACAUUACAUUACUUAUCCUGUACUGAUCCUGAGUUAUAUCCUGUAUUAUACUCCAGAGCUGUACUCACUAUUCUGCUGGUGAGGUCACUGUGUACAUACAUUACAUUACUUAUCCUGUACUGAUCCUGAGUUAUAUCCUGUAUUAUACUCCAGAGCUGUACUCACUAUUCUGCUGGUGAGGUCACUGUAUACAUACAUUACAUUACUUAUCCUGUACUGAUCCUAAUUAUAUGCUGUAUUAUACUCCAGAGCUGUACUCAUUAUUCUGCUGGUGGGGUCACUGUGUACAUACAUUACAUUACUUAUCCUGUACUGAUCCUGAGUUAUAUCCUGUAUUAUACUCCAGAGCUGUACUCACUAUUCUGCUGGUGGGGUCACUGUGUACA